AUGAUAGGGGAUCUUUUCCGUAAGAGAGAUACCAGCUCUCUAGCCUCGGCUGGCCCUACUCAAACAGGUUCUUCGGGGAUGAUUGGAAUGCCACAGAUCAAAGCUCCCUCAUGCUACUCGCAAGAGAAUGAAAAUACGGCAGGAAUCCCAGGAAAUCCGUCCACUUUUAAUUUAAACCACCCGUUAUCAUCCAUCCCACUCUCCCAUCUUAGCAGAGAGCAUGGUAAUACACUAUCUUCCAAUUAUGAGAUGAAUAACAUCCACAGGGUGCCUCUGCCAGAAGGCGAUACUUUGACGGAUCAAACAAAUGUAAAUAUGCCGUCACUUUACGGCUUGAGCCCAGACAUGAAGUUGCCAUCUCCGACCUUUAGGUUGUCGGAUAAAUUACCCUGUAUCAGAAUGGUGAUAGUUCAAGACGCAGGAAUAAGGAAGAAACAACCGCUUUUUGAUUCCGCAGUUGUGUUCAACAAAAACUUCUCAGCAAUGCAACAGAAGCUGAAUAAGAAAAUACAUCAUUCUAUAAAUGAGCUCUCCUUAUUCAUGUUUGGCUCAUUUGGAAUGCCUAUUUCAGAAAAUAAUAUUUCAACUAAAAUUCAUUAUCUACCUUCACUACCUGGCAUGCCCUCCUCGAUAUUGAUAACGAGACUGUUUUCGAUUGAUGCCUCAUUUGUUUUAAAACCAAGUCAAACUUGUCAGGAUAUUUCUGACUGGCAUCCAACUCCGUUAAUUAGAACAAAUGAAAUGCCCCAACAUGAGAAUACUUCGAUCAGAUUUUCCAUAGGCCUGGUAAUUCCAACCUCAUCAUCAAUGGAGUCAGUGAGAGAUGAAGUAACCGAGAAUUGGCUGGAAUUUUCGAAAUCCUUUUUGGAUAUACAGAACCUUAUAGUCAUUAAAUUAAAAAAUCUUCAUUUCAUUCAACAGAGAAUUAAAUUAAAACCAAUACAGCAAGUCCAGGUAUCGGUCAACAGUUCAGUAAGUUGUAUGGAUAACUCAAAAUUGGACAAACUUAAUUUCCAAGCGUAUUGUUUACAAUCUGACCCAGAGGUUUAUCAGGAGUUUUCCUCUUUUAUUAAAAGCAUUGUAUCUCUCAUUGAAAUACCACGGCUUUUUAUAGACAUUAAACACUCAAACCAAUCGUUAAUAGACUGGGCUUCUACUCUUUCGCUUUGGCUUGAGUUAAAAGAUGGAAGGUCACACUGUUAUGAUAACGUGGAUAUGAUCCAUACCUCAAUGCAAGAAACCUUCACAGGAAGUACACCACUUAAUGCUACGAACUCGAUCAAGUUUCUAGCUUUUUUGUUGUCUAUUUUGCUACCUCUCAGGAAUAAGCUGUUUUCGAGUCCACAUAAAGAGGCAACCCUUUAUUCUACAAUGAGAAUCGUAAUUGGUACAGCUAACCCGGUUGUGUCACAAAAACUGAUUUUAAUUUUGGCUGGAUUAUUGGGUUAUGAAGAAUAUUCUGGAUUGUACGACGAAUCACUUGAUUUAAAGAUUGACAGGAAAAACAGAAGUAGAAAUGGUUCUAUUGCUGUAGAUUCACGUCCUGAUCCCAUUCCAAUUCCGUCAGGAAAGACCAGCGAUGACGCAUCAACUGGAACUCCAGUAUGCUCUGUUCAAACAAGAAACAAUUCUUUAGUUGUUGACUCGUUGAAUAUGAGCAUCGAAAAUAGCGUGAAAUACCCCAAUUCCCCCUCUGUGUCCACAUUUUCAGCCAAUGUUAAACCACAAAGAAUCAGUGUUCCUUCACUGACCAGAACAUCUUCAUAUGCUUCUUUGCAGAAUCUAUCGAGCUCCUAUAAUAACAGCGUUGGCUCUCAGAGUUCAUGGAGAGCAGGGUUUGGUUCCUUCAUGGAUAGAUGGAAAUCUUCCGUUACACCAUCGCCCACUACUUCCCAACAUUCUCAUGCCUCAUCAAUGCCAUCACCAAACAUUGUUGAGUAUGACGAAUUUCCUUGGUCCAUGAACAAAAAGUCAACGAACUUACUGUCAUCAUCCCCUGCCCCUUCCAUGAUGUCGGAACAGACUUCCUUUUCAAAACACACCGCUAAAUACAAACUUUCAAAUACCCUACACACUAAUACUUAUAAAGCUAAGGGUGAAUAUUCGAUAUCCAGAUCUACUAAUAACUUACUUGGUGCAAAACUGAAUAGCCUAUCUCUUUUAGUUAGUGACCAGAUCAAUCAGAUAAUGCGUGAUGAAUUUGAAUGUUAUUUGGACGCAUGUAAUGAAUCUGUUGUUGAUGUGAGUAUGAAGAACAAGGAUACAUGUAUUACUACGAAUGGUACUGUUAUUCCUCUACCGAUGCUCACGGGAUAUGUUCCACAGUUUAUGCCUAAGUUUUCAAUGUUGGCAUGCCCAAAUAAGUAUGUUCAGGAGCAACUAUUUGUCCCUGCUAUGAAGAAUGACCUUAGAAGAGAUAAUAUUUCAAAUACAACUAUUUUUUCUGUAAAUUUAGGCAUGAGAAGGGUGAACGUUUUGGAAAUGAAAGCAAAAGAAAAAUUUUCUAGAGAUGAAUCUUGUAAGCUAUAUUCUACAAGGAGCUCUUCAGAUUCAAAUUGUAGUACUGAUGGAGAUACAUUGAAAUCCAAGCCGAAAUCCAACUUAACUAAAUCUUUUCAUACCGAAUAUGAGCUAAAUCAAUCUACCCUUUUUGCUCCAAACAAAAUGUCAAAUGCAGAUAAUAUCGACUUUAAAAAAUACAUCAACUCUUUAGAAAAAACUGAUGCAUUAGACAAGAUAUUAGAUAGAAUUUCUCUGACUAUUGAGAAUUUCUUUGAUGAUUUAAGCCUUGCAUCGGAUAAUUCUGAAGAGGAUGGUGAUGAUGAGAAUACCCAGAAAUCUCGAGAGAACGAAUGUUGCGAGAGGAUACGUGACUCAAUCGAAGAAAUCAUGUGUUUGUUUCCGGUCGAGACUUGA
Molecule: messenger RNA, 2916 nt
Organism: Pichia kudriavzevii
Lineage: Eukaryota; Fungi; Ascomycota; Pichiomycetes; Pichiales; Pichiaceae
Exons: 1
Coding region: 1-2916 (971 amino acids)
Source: RefSeq, a predicted model, not a curated record